ACUGCCCGCGCAUCUCAACUGCGAGGAGAAGAAAGAGACAAGUCGACACUCUGCCACGAGCUACGACGAGCCCCCAGUGUGUUUUUACUCGGGGCUGAGUAAACGAGACGCUUGUUGUGUAUCAUAAUACACCCGCGACGCCUGAGCCUUCUACACUAGACACUAUAACUGACUUUAGCCCACUUCCUCCGUCCACCGUGACGACGAGAAAGUAUUUUUUUCUUUAAUAAAACUCAUCUUUAACGUCAUCUUACUCGGCCGAUUUGACAAAUGUGAAGGUGAUGAAUGUCCAGUCGAGUGUCAGUGAUCAAUUUACUUGAAAGUGAUAAAAGGUUAUUAAAAAAUAACCAAAACCAGUGCUCAAGUGUCAAUAAGUUGUAAAUAUAAAUAUUUAUUUAAAUUCAUUUAAUUGUAAUUUUACUACAUACCAAAAUGCAUACUCUGUUUGGAGAACAAAAUGCCUACUAUAGGCAUGCCGCAAGUGUUCCAGUUGGAAUGGGAACUCCAUCUUAUCCAGCAGUUGCUGCUACACCAGGAUAUUAUGAACAAUAUCGAUACGGUAGUUAUACAGCUAGUUAUCCCGUCGCAGGGAUCCCUCAGCAACAUAUGCAUCACCCUUCUAAAGAUAUGGUCAAACCACCCUAUUCCUACAUCGCCCUGAUAGCAAUGGCUAUUCAAAAUGCACCUGAUAAGAAAAUAACUCUCAAUGGAAUAUACCAGUUUAUCAUGGAACGCUUCCCGUACUACCGAGAAAACAAACAAGGUUGGCAGAAUUCCAUCAGACAUAAUCUAAGUUUAAACGAAUGUUUUGUAAAAGUGCCGAGGGAUGACAAGAAGCCAGGAAAAGGCAGCUUCUGGUCAUUAGAUCCUGACAGUUAUAACAUGUUUGACAAUGGAUCGUAUCUCAGGAGACGAAGGAGAUUUAAAAAGAAAGAUGCUUUGAAGGAAAAAGAAGAGGCUUUAAAACGUCAAGGAGUUAUUUCUGAUAAGAGAGAAGACAAAUCGAAUAUUUCACAGGAUUCAUCAAAAAAAGCUACAAUAGAAUGUAAACAGCUUAAAAGAGAGCCUCCAAAUGACCAAUCUUGUAUGGCAAACAAUGGACAAGCUGCAAAAUAUGGUCGAAUUGAUGCUAAAAACCUUACUACAACUGCCAGUGUGAUUCAAACCAACUUGGAACAUCAACCAGCUCAUCAAAUCCAGCACCAACCUCAUCAAGUUCACCAGGAAGUCGGUGGUAUGGGUGAUGUGAAUAUAGGAUUGGAUCCAGCAGGGUUUAGUGUCGAUGCUCUUAUGACUACAAGAGAAAACAGUGCUUUGAUGACACGAGAUCAUCAUUCUCAUCAUCCUCAUGCACUCCAGCAUCCUCAUGGACAUUCUACGCAUUCCCAUCCAUCAUUGAUGGCUUCAAGAGACCCCAUGUCGACCGUCGGGAGUAGAGAUUUAUCAGUAGUCACCACAUCUACUACCACAACGGCUGCUGCAGCAGCAGCUAUGAUGGUUUCCACCGGGUACAGUCAUGUUACACCCACAAGAGGUAAUCCUAGUCCACCUGGAACCAUGUAUUCUCCUUACUGUCCGAGCUCUACCGGUUACAUUAUGGAUCAUGCCGAUUACAAUGCUGCUACAGCACGAACUCAUAACACAGCUCAUUCCCAAUGGUAUCAAGAAGCUGCUAGUCCAGACUCUGCAACGAUUUAUCAGGAGACUCAAUCACCAAGCUGUCAAAUGUAUAGAUCCAGCCCGCCAACUCCUUUAUCGUCUGGAGCAGCUCCAUCGCCACCACUCUACCAUAGAUAUUAUCAAGACUGCAAUGCUGUCAACACCAGUGGAAACCUUCCUAUAACAUUACACAAGUACUGAGAAUAUCGAACAAGGUCCAAUCGAGACCUUGAUAUAACUAGUGGCAAUCAUAGUCAUCAUCUCCAACAUCAGGAGUAUGAUCCUAGUUUAGUUUAUAUUAAACAAGAGUGGAUAUCUCCUGAUGAACUCUCGAAAGAGUGGAAUUAAACCCACCGAAUAUAUAUUUUUGAGACGUGAUGUGAGUUAGUGGUAGCAAGAAUAUAAUUAUGCACAAUUUUGAAGGUUAAAAUCGGUAUCCAACUGUGUAAACAGAGUUUUUUUUCAAUUGUGUAAAUCCAGUAAUUCCUAACCUGGGUCAAGAAACUCUUGAAGAACGAUAUUGAGUUGGUAUUAAAUAAUAUAGAAUUGCUUAAAAACGAAUUGAAACGUGAUUAACAUUCUUCCUGUUAAGUUAUCGAAAAAAUACAUCUGUUUAAACAGAACCCGACGCAAACAAGUCAAUACGGUGACACUUUCUUACAUAUUUGUUUGCUAAUUGUCUGUAAGACACAGCAAAUGAAUUGUACAGGAAAAAUGUGGCUCAGGACGAAUCAAAGUCAUUCCCUGAUCAACCAUUUCAGUCAUUUUCGUUUUUCAAUUUAUUUCAUUUUCAUUCUAAUUCAUUAUCUAUAGUUCUUGAAAAAAAAAACAAAACUCAUAGAUAGAUGAUAUUAGUAGAAAAGUAAUAAAAGCAUUUAUAAGUUAUCUAAUAUCAUUCCUGACCUCGUGGAAACAAAAAAAAAAAAAAAAUGUUAUAUGAAAAAAAAAAAUUGUUUACGAGAGAGCUGAGAUAUAUUUAUUAUUAAUAAUAGUGAAGGAAUAAUGUGAAAUAUAAAUAUUAAUUAAAAUAAUAUUGUGAAUAAAUAAAUUAGAACAAUGACUGUCGUUGUAGAAAAUGAUGUACAUUAAAAUUGUAAGUUAAUAAAUCUGUGACGAUUUUGUCUGUUCUUAGUAUUUAAUUAUUUAUAAGUGUGUAUAUUAUUCAUAUUAAUUAUUAAUAUAAUUAUUGUAAUAUUAUAUUAUUAUUGAACAGAGAUAAACACUAA
This is a messenger RNA of Chelonus insularis, 2885 nucleotides long. It is a transcript of the gene croc, whose product is annotated as fork head domain-containing protein crocodile-like. The transcript is spliced from 2 exons. Gene Ontology annotation, molecular function: DNA-binding transcription factor activity, RNA polymerase II-specific; RNA polymerase II cis-regulatory region sequence-specific DNA binding. The coding region runs from base 433 to 1860 and encodes 475 amino acids. Gene Ontology annotation, biological process: cell differentiation; regulation of transcription by RNA polymerase II; anatomical structure morphogenesis. NCBI's taxonomy places the organism in Eukaryota, Metazoa, Arthropoda, Insecta, Hymenoptera, Braconidae. The record is from RefSeq and is a predicted model, not a curated record.